Messenger RNA from Ramularia collo-cygni, 366 nucleotides. RefSeq lists its product as uncharacterized. Lineage: Eukaryota; Fungi; Ascomycota; Dothideomycetes; Mycosphaerellales; Mycosphaerellaceae. The record is from RefSeq and is a predicted model, not a curated record. The transcript has 2 exons. The coding region runs from base 1 to 366 and encodes 121 amino acids.
AUGCAACAUGACAUCUACAGUCUGGGAGUAUGCCUGCUGGAGAUCGGACUAUGGAGCUCCUUUGUCAAGUACGGCGACGGCGAUGUUGUCCUAGGUCCCGGAGACGUCCUGGGGUUGACUUCAAGCGAUCUGUGUCAAGCUACUCCAAUCUCGAUGAAACAUCAUCUUGUUGAACUUGCGAAGAGCAGAUUACCGGCCGCGCUUGGAAAUGUGUAUACCGAAGUGGUCCUAAGUUGUCUUACCUGCUUGGAUGCCGAUAGCGAGGACUUUGAGGAGAUUGGCGAUGAUGAAGAUGUCGAUGGCGUCUUUGUAGGAGUCAAGUUUAUUGAGAGGGUUUUGUUCAAGCUGAACGAGAUCAAUGUGUAG